CGCAGCCUCGGUAAUGGCAAGUGACAGAGGGUGAGAAAGACGAGGCGAAACUUUUUCCAACUACUAGUUGAUGUCAGGAUUGUUUAUGCGUGAUAACAGCAGCAGCAUCGUGUUGUCCGACUCCGACAGUUAUUCAGCGUUGCUGUCGUCUGGGUGAGAGUUGACCGUCUUUCGUGAGAGGCUAAAGUCGUGAACGGUGGUCUGUCGGUCGCGAAGCAGCUGAAUACACCAGAAGUUUGUUCGACUUCGAGUGAACACGUAGAGUCGCCGAAGAGGAGAAGCUAUGACGAACAGAGAAGACGAAUAUGACUAUCUUUUUAAAGUGGUGCUCAUCGGAGACUCAGGUGUAGGGAAGAGUAACCUGCUGUCCCGCUUCACCCGGAAUGAGUUCAACCUGGAGAGCAAGAGCACCAUCGGGGUGGAGUUUGCCACGCGAAGCAUCCAGGUAGAAGGCAAGACCGUCAAGGCUCAGAUCUGGGACACAGCUGGACAGGAGCGAUACCGUGCUAUCACUUCUGCUUACUACCGUGGAGCGGUUGGAGCUCUCUUGGUUUAUGACAUUGCCAAGCAUCUGACGUAUGAAAAUGCUGAGCGCUGGCUGAAGGAGCUGCAGGACCACGCUGACAGCAACAUAGUCAUCAUGCUAGUGGGCAACAAAAGUGAUUUACGCCACCUUAGGGCAGUGCCCACAGAUGAAGCCAAGGCUUUUGCAGAGAAGCAUGGCUUGUCUUUCCUGGAAACAUCAGCAUUAGACUCAAAUAAUGUGGAGUUGGCUUUCCAUACUAUUCUCACAGCCAUCUACAACAUCGUGUCACAGAGGCAGAUGUCAGGGCGAAACGACUCAGACUUCUCACCAGCCUCCAACGUAGUGCCCAUCACAGUUGAGCCCACCCAAAACUCAGCCAAUAAGGGUGUCUGCUGCCAGAACAACUGAGACCUUACCACUGACCUCCUUCACCUCCAGGCAUUGGAGAAACAGCCAGAUAGACAGAGACAGACAGUUGGACAGGGAAAAUGGAGAGACAGGUAGAAAGAACCAUUUCACACAAAGACACUUGGGUUUAUUUGUCUAUUGUCUGGUUAAGAAAACUUAAUGCAGCGUGAAGAGGGGGGCCAGGGAAGGAGGGAUACUAAAGAAGUUUAGAUAAGCAGACAGGGGGUGUGGUGAGGGAGGAUUAGGAUGAAUGGAAAGAAAACAGGUGAGAUGCACUGUACCCAGUGCAUUAAGCUUUGAAAGAGGUACAUGAUCAGAACUGAUUCACAGUCUAAUGAAAAAUUUAACACAUAAGGUCCCUUUUGUAUCACAUCACAAUUUCUGUCUUUGCAAACGGUCUCCCUUUUGAAAGCUCUAUUUUACAAGCCAGUAAAUGCUUUCCCUCAGUUUCCCACCAGCAGGAUAUUGGCCAAUAAAAAUCCACAUCCAAAAUACUGAACUGCAACCCCUAUGUCACCACUGUCACUCCCAUUACCCUAAAUGUAUAAUAUUUAGAAAAUAAUGUCCCUUACAAUAUUUAUUGAACACUAGAUUAAGGUCUUGUUUGGCCAAAGGGUUUGCCAUUUAACACUAGUUGGCUUAGAUUUUUCCACACUGAUCGCUUCACAGCAAAGGGAGCUCUCUUGCUUUUAGAUGCUUUUGCUUUCACCCACAAUCGUAUCUCUAUGUGGAGAAGCUUGUAAGGGUAACUACCCCUCAAUAAUGGAGGAGCAAGGGCUUCAAAUCAUUUUUCCUAAAUCCCUAUGCUGGAAUUUGGUCGAAGUUGGUUCAAGUAGUGUUCCACCAGACCUCUCGGAGCAAUAACAUCCCUCCCGAACAGUGACAUGUAAUUUCUUUUUGAUUGCCUCUGAUCUUCGUUUGGAAAGCUUUCCUGCUCUGUGCACACUUGGUAUAGAUGAGUCAUGCUCUUGUGAUUUUUUGCACAGCGUUAACUCUAAAUGAGAUGGGAUAGCUGUAUCACUAGCAAACGGGUUAACUGCCUCACAUGUCGGUGGGAUGGAAGUAUUGGCUCUGCUGAUAACUGUUUCACCCCUGCCCUGAACCUUUGGGUGUAGUAGAAGAGGAUGGGGAAUUGGUUUAAAUGCAUGGACAGCCCGUUGCUGCUGCCUGCUAGCUGGGAUAGAUGGAUGGAUAAUGUUUCAGGGGAUGAGGUAGUGAGGGCACUCAGCCCUGCCCUGCUCCUGUGGUCUCUGAUGUACCCGAGAUGGCUUGUUUUACUGUAAGUGAAAUCCUCCACUGCCUGCUCACCUACUCCUUUCUGUCUCUCUCUACACUGUAUGUAACUGGAAUAGGACUCUGCCUUCUGGGAUCUCCCUGAGGUCUGCCCUCGCUCUCACUUGUCUUUAUUUCCUGUGGCGGGGCGGGGGUUGUAUUCAGGAGCCAGGAUUGGGUUUGUUAGUAUCUAAUAGUUCGAUAGAUGAGGAAAAGCAGAAAGGAUGGAUGUGUAAGGAAGAGCUUAAUUAAAUCCAAAGGUUAUGCACACAGAUGAUGUUUAUCCUGCUGAUGUGUUUCCACAUCAACACUGACUUUUUUUGACUUCACAGUUCUUAAACUGGGUGGUGUAGGUUAGGGCUUUUUAACAGUUAUUCUCAUAUAUGUAUAUUUGGACUGCAUAUGUAUAAAUAAAUCUCAUUUGUUAUAGCC
This is a messenger RNA of Chelmon rostratus (copperband butterflyfish), 2638 nucleotides long. RefSeq names its product RAB11a, member RAS oncogene family, like (gene rab11al). Gene Ontology annotation, cellular component: transport vesicle; postsynaptic recycling endosome; axon. Bases 284 to 934 code for a protein of 216 amino acids. The transcript is spliced from 5 exons. The record is from RefSeq and is a predicted model, not a curated record. NCBI's taxonomy places the organism in Eukaryota, Metazoa, Chordata, Actinopteri, Chaetodontiformes, Chaetodontidae. Gene Ontology annotation, molecular function: GTP binding; GTPase activity. Gene Ontology annotation, biological process: neurotransmitter receptor transport, endosome to postsynaptic membrane; exocytosis; melanosome transport.